Molecule: messenger RNA, 2418 nt
Organism: Acytostelium subglobosum LB1
Lineage: Eukaryota; Evosea; Eumycetozoa; Acytosteliales; Acytosteliaceae
Exons: 2
Biological process (GO): cell adhesion
Molecular function (GO): actin filament binding
Source: RefSeq, a predicted model, not a curated record
CAAACACACAGAAUCAUGGAUGAAGUACUAGAAAUGAUUGCCGAUGCAGUGUCAUCGCUUGUUGUUGCCAUCACAGACUCUGAGGAGAAGAACACAUUGUUUGGCGACAUGGUACCAGGUGUGGAACUAAUCCAACAGGCAGUGUUUGGAAUGUGUGAGGCAGCUGAUGAGACAUCGGCAUCGAUUGAUGAUGAAUUCAGACCACAGCUGAGCGACACGAAUAAUUCAUUGAGAGGCGCAGCUAAUGAGCUGUUUAGACAUGCAGUGCGCGCUCGUGACGACCCAUGGAACCGUGCACCACAGAAGGACGCCAUCAAGGCUGCCAAGCUGAUCCUGCAGCAGGUCGUGUUGCUGGUGCUCAUUGAGGAGCAGUCCAACAUCAAGACCCUGGUCAACAUUGCCAAGAAGGCCGCCGAGGGUGUGCGCCGCAUUGACGAGAUUGAGAACGUCAACCAGCUCAACGUGAUGAUCAACGACGUCAUCUCGCUCGAGGACGAGUUGGUGCGUCGCUCGCAGCGUCGCUCAGAGGGCUCGCACAACGCCGAGUUCCGCCAGCGUCUUGAGGACCUGGCCAGCGUGGUCAGCACCGUCAGCCAGCAGCAUCAGCAGGCUGCCCGCUCUGUCUGCUCCAACCCCAGCGACCAGGGCGCACGCCAGCGCCGUGGCGAGCUCAGCCACCGCCUGCUCGGUGCCAUCGACGACAUGAUCGAAACGAUCAAGCUGAUCUUUGCCGCCAACACCAAGUUUGUCGACUUGGCCUUCAAGUGGAAGCCAGUGCGCACAAUGGCUGAGGACGAGGUCACCGCACAGUCGGCCCAGCUCAUCAGCAACCUGCAUGCGCUGCCACGUCGCAUGGAGACUGGCCAAGGCCCAGCCGCCGCACGCGAGAUCGUCAACAACGCAAACAACCAGAUCUCCAACGCACAGAUCGUCGCCAAUCGCUGCGAGGACCCAAUCAAGAAGCGCAUGAUCCUCAAGAACAUCGAGGAGCUCAAGAAGCUCACUCCACAGCUGAUCGCCGCCAUGAAGCCAGUGUUGGAGAACCCCAACGACCUCAAGGCUCGCCAGCACCUCGACAACCUCAUCUACGCCACGCAAAAGGCCUCGGAGAACCUGGCCACAUCAGUCAUCUCGACUCCAUCCGAGAUCGUCGCCGCUCACGGCGCAUCGUUGGCUCGCGAGUUUGAGACCCUCGAGGAUGCCAUCCACAAGGGUGACGUCAAGCGCGCAGAGACCAUCGCCAGCAACCUUGGCGCUGCCAUCGACCGCCACAUCGAGCUGGCCACCGCCCUGCUCGACACCAUCCAGGACCCAUCACUGCGCUACCAGGUCCAAAAGUCGAUCGAGAAGCUCAUUGCCCUCAAGCCAAAGAUCCUCGACACUGCACAGCGCUGCAUCCGCAACCCACGCGACGAGGAGGCUAAGCGCCAGCUGGGUCAGCUCAUCAAGGAGGCCAAGGGUGCCAUCGCCGACAUCUCUCAGCCAUACGAGGUUGUGGCUGCUCUCAACAACAAGCUGCACAACGACCUCGACUCGCUGCUCAACACCAUCAACGCCGGUGGCCCGGACAUGCAGUACAAGGGCGUGCAGCACGCCAAGGACAUCGCAGCAGACAUCAAGAAGCAGAUCGAGGAGGCCGAGGCUUACGCCAACUCCAUCAAGGACCCACACCACCGCCAGCAGAUCCUCGACGCCGUCAACCAGCUCAAGAAGCUUACUCCACAGCUGCUCGAGGCCAUCAAGGACGUCUUGGCCAAUCCCAACGACCGCGCCGCCCGCCAGCGUCUCGAGGACCUCGUUCGCCAGGUCAAGGACGCCAGCACCAACCUGGCGAUCGCCACACAGCCAACCGGUGAGGAGCUCAAGAUGCAGCGUCUCAACCGCGAGAUGUCCAUGGCCAAGGUCACCCAGCCACCCAAGCCAGUCGAGGUCAAGCCAGCACCCUCCAAGUUCAAGAUCGAGGGACCCGUCAACAAGGCCGUCUACGUCGCCGCCGAGGAGGUCGCCAACGCACUCGAGAAGAAGAAGCGUGACGACACCCCACUGGGCAAGCUCGUGUCGUUCGGUGAUGACAUUGCCGCACAGAUGGCUCUGUUGUCAUCGUACGCCGCCAAGGGUGACAUCAAGGGCAUGAUCAGCGCUGCUCGUAGCAUCGCCGACGCCAUCAAGGCCGUCAACAUGAACGCUCGCCAGAUCGCCGACAACUGCACAGACCCACGUUUGAAGCAGGCCGUCCUCACCCAACUGGACUGUGGCUCCAACUUCUCCACCCAACUCAAGAUCCUAUGCGCUGUCAAGGCUGCCUCUGACGACGCCUCCACCUCUGAGGAGCAGCUGGUCACCUGUGCUCGUGGCCUGUCCUCGGCAAUCAUCAACAUUGUCAAGUCUGCUGAGGCUGCCUCGAUCAGACUGAAGAAG